Molecule: messenger RNA, 593 nt
Organism: Melanaphis sacchari
Lineage: Eukaryota; Metazoa; Arthropoda; Insecta; Hemiptera; Aphididae
Product: larval/pupal rigid cuticle protein 66-like
Exons: 2
Coding region: 78-506 (142 amino acids)
Cellular component (GO): extracellular matrix
Source: RefSeq, a predicted model, not a curated record
ACAUUCAACUCAUUAUUAUGAAUUGAACUGUUCAAACGCGUAAUAACAAUAUUGUCUAUUAUAAUUAUCUCUCCAACAUGCAGUGUAUUAAAAUGACGAUUUCAACACUUUUAUUGGUAGUACUAAUGAUUUCUUGCAUACUACAAAUGGCGUCAGCUGGAUAUAACUUUGGCUACGGCGUGAAUGAUCCAUCGACCGGUGAUAUCAAGGACCAACAAGAAACAAAGAAUGGUAAUCAACUGACAGGCUACUACAGGCUACUGGACUCCGACGGUUUGGUCAGAACAGUCAACUACCAAUCGCAUCCAUUAACUGGUUUCACAGCUCAAGUUUCCAGAGACCCAAUUGGGAUGGAAGGACAGACUACAUCCCGGCAAGCGAAGUCUAGAGCGCAACCACAAAAGUCAUGGCCUGCAAUUCCACGUACACCCCUUAUACCAAUCAUCCCCAACUCACGUCUCGAUGAUGGAACAAGGUACGGAUAUCCAGAAGGUUACCCACAAUAGUAGGUGUUCAUUGAAAUCCACAUUUAAAUAUCGCACUCAAUCUAUUUCCCUCUUCAAUAUGCAUAUCUAACCACUGUAAAAUUGUAA